AGCGCAGACGCACAUUGGGAGAAUGGAACCGAUCACAAGAUAGAGGAAACAGCUUCCUAACCGUCCAGCAAGCGAGACUUCCCUCAGGGGAGCGUUCCCAGACGCCCCGGAAGAAGAACUGGAUCUUAGAGACAGGUGCAUCAAGCCCAAAGGGCCCUUUGCGCGCCAGUUAUAAAGUUACCAUCAGAAGGGCCCUAAUGGUGACCUGAUGGCCGGUGGGAGCCGGUCCUACCUCCCUGACACCUCGCCGUGCUCUCCCCCACCCGCCCCAGAAGCCCCACCCCCCGCUCGCGGCCGCACCGGCUGCCAAGCUGCUCUGGGGGCGGAGGCCCGGGGACCCGGGGCGGCCCCGCCUGACUACGACCUCGGCCCAGAGCGCCGAACUCUCUAGUCCCACGCGGCCCGCGCAGGCCCAGGCCCGCGAGCCCCUCCCUUCAUCUCUCCCCGCCGGGCGGCGGGCGCGGGCUGCGCUCGCUCGCAGCGACCGGGCCCGCAGGCGGCCAUGGCGGCGGGCGCCGGGGCCAGGCCAGCGCCGCGCUGGCUGAGGGCGCUGGCGGAGCCGCUGAGCGCCGCGCAGCUGCGGCGGCUGGAGGAGCACCGCUACAGCGCCGCGGGCAUCUCGCUGUUCGAGCCGCCGCUGCAGCUCUACUGGACCUGGCUGCUCCAGUGGGUCCCGCUGUGGAUCGCCCCCAACUCCAUCACCCUCCUGGGCCUCGCCGUCAACCUGCUCACCACGCUCGUGCUCAUCUCCUACUGCCCCACGAUCACGGAGGAGGCACCAUACUGGACAUACCUUUUAUGUGCACUUGGACUUUUUAUCUACCAGUCACUGGACGCUAUUGAUGGGAAACAAGCCAGAAGAACAAAUUCUUGUUCUCCUUUAGGGGAACUUUUUGACCAUGGUUGUGACGCUCUUUCCACAGUAUUUAUGGCAGUUGGAGCUUCAAUUGCUGUUCGCUUAGGAACUCAUCCUGACUGGUUGUUUUUCUGCUCUUUUAUUGGGAUGUUCAUGUUUUAUUGUGCUCAUUGGCAGACUUAUGUUUCAGGCGUGCUGAGGUUUGGAAAAGUGGAUGUAACUGAAAUUCAGGUAGCGUUAAUGAUCGUCUUUGUGUUGUCUACAUUUGGAGGAGCAACAAUGUGGGACUAUACGGGCACCAGUGUUUUGUCACCUGGACUUCACAUAGGAAUAAUUAUUAUACUGGCAAUAAUGAUCUAUAAAAAGUCGGCAACUAAUGUGUUUGAAAAGCAUCCUUGUCUUUAUACACUAAUGUUUGGAUGUGUCUUUGCUAAAGUCGCACAAAAAUUGGUGAUAGCUCACAUGACUAAAAGUGAACUGUAUCUUCAAGACACUGUCUUUUUUGGCCCAGGUCUUUUAUUUUUAGACCAGUACUUUAAUAAUUUUGUAGACGAAUAUGUUGUUCUAUGGAUAGCAAUGGUCAUUUCUUCAUUUGAUAUGGUGAUGUACUUUAGUGCUUUGUGCCUGCAAAUUUCAAGACAUCUUCAUCUAAAUAUCUUCAAGACUUCAUGUCAUCAAGCACCUGAACAGGUUCAAGUUCUUCCUUCAAAGAGUCAUCAGAGUAACAUGGAUUGAAGAGACUUUCGAACAGCUGCCAUCUCUUGCUGCUGCUGUUACAUGAAAGGAAGUAUUAGACAUUUGUUUAAUUUUUAGAUAAGUGUUAUACAUAUUUCAGCAAAUAAAACAUUUCAAUGCUUAUAUUAAUCCUUAUUUUUUGGAUUUUUAAAUGACUUACAGUUUCCAUCAUAAUUUUUUUUUGCAACAUAGCCAUUUCAUUUCUAAGUUCGUUUUGUGCAUCAGUAACUAGAUUACUAUGAUUCUUCUCCAAGUCUUCCAUACUCUAAAAUACAAAAGGCUAAAUUCAGUUACAAACCACCACUUUUCAUCUCAGGUUCUAAACUUGUACAAUUAAUUUUCAAAAGUAGGAAUUUUUAAAUUUUCAAUGUAUAUUAUUUAUUCUAAAUAAAAAUAUUCUAAGUAAUACAUCAAAACCAAAAUACCCACUAAAAGAUUAAAAAAUGUCAGACAAGAAUCAACUAUUAUUAUAGGAGGUAUAACAGCAGUGUAGUGUACUUUGCUCAAAACAGUGGUUCAUGAAUUAAGGUUUCAAUAUUGAACAUAAAAAGAAAAAAUUCCCAAAACAAUAAAUACAAUCAUUUUGAAAAUUUAUAAUAAGCUUUCUAAAUAUCAGGUUGUAAUCUACUUAUUAUGACUAACAGUCAAGGUGAUGUGAAUUCAUUAUAGAGGGAAUAAAAUGAUCUGUAGUAUACCUCUUCAAUUUAUGAAAAACAAAAAUUAUGUCAUAAAUCUUUACUACUCAUCCAAUAAAUAGUGAUCCUAAUGCCUACUAUAUAAAAAGUAUAUGAUGUUAAGUACUGUGGAGAAAUUUAAAAUAAUACAUGAUCAUUCCCUUAUUCCAGUGAGAAGAGACAUAUGAACAAAAAUAACACAAUUUUAUAAUAGGAAUGGAAACAACUUGCUGUGGCUCUGUAAUAGAAAAUGGGGAUUAAUUGUAAUUUAGUUGGCAAAAGAAUAGGAUUUCAGUAGAUAAAGAAAAAGGAGUUAAAAGUAUUCUAGGGCAGAUAGCAUAAGCAAAAGCAUGGAAGUGCAUAGUCAGUGAAUUCAGAGAAAGCAAUUAAUUAUGAUGAGGGGUGAGAGUAAUGAACAAAUGUAGAAACUGAAACAUAAAAAGAGGAUCACAGUAUUGGGUGGAGGGAAUAUUGAAUACCUAAAAAUUUAUAAUAAGAGGUUACUGACAGUUUUUCAGGAGGGAAGAAAUAAUGUUUAGGAAGAUAGUAUAGCAGACCUAUGAAGAAUGGAUUAGAGAACAGAUAAAUCAGUUAGCGUUUUAAUAGUAUAAGCAAAGACUGAUGAGGUUCUAAACUAGGGAAGUAGCAGUGGAAAUUUAAAAAAAAAGAAAGAACCACUGCAGAGGUGAAAAUUGCAGGACAUACUAAUAAUUAGAUGUGAAGAAUAAGGGAGGUGGAGGAAUCGAAUAUAAUAUUAAUGUUCCUAUCCUAAGUGGUAAUAUUUAGUGAUAAUAUUUAGAAGAAAUCUUUUCUAGUACGUUAUCAAAUCUUCAUACCAAUCAACAAUUUUCAGGGAGGUAUUAGAGCAAGCUGAUUGGAAACACUUUUAAAAAUAACUUUUGUGUUCAAAUAUCAUAUUUUAAAGUUCUUUAAAAGUAUUUGUUUUAAAACUAUUUUACUAGUUUACUCAGAGAAUACAAAUUCCUUUAGAAGUGACAUUUUGACAUGUCUACGAACAAGAUUUUCUAAAAUAACCCCCACCA
Rhinolophus ferrumequinum (greater horseshoe bat) is the source of this 3308-nucleotide messenger RNA. It is a transcript of the gene CHPT1, whose product is annotated as choline phosphotransferase 1. Gene Ontology annotation, cellular component: endoplasmic reticulum membrane; Golgi apparatus. The coding region runs from base 503 to 1591 and encodes 362 amino acids. Lineage: Eukaryota; Metazoa; Chordata; Mammalia; Chiroptera; Rhinolophidae. Gene Ontology annotation, molecular function: ethanolaminephosphotransferase activity; diacylglycerol cholinephosphotransferase activity. The transcript is spliced from 8 exons. The record is from RefSeq and is a predicted model, not a curated record. Gene Ontology annotation, biological process: phosphatidylethanolamine biosynthetic process.